AUGAAGAUGAAAAAGAUUGGUUACCGGAAGAGUUCGAUAAAAGAUUGGACGGGAAGGGCAAGAGGGUGGGUGCCCCAAAUGUUGAUUCUCGAUCACGAGUCAGUCGGUGGAUUUGUGACUCACUGCAGAUGGAACUCAAUAUUGGAAAGAAUAUGUGCUGGUGUGCAAAUGGUCACAUGGCCAAUGUUUGCCGAGGAAUUCUAUAACGAAAAGUUGGUCUCUCAAGUGCUAGGGAUCGGGAUUGGAGUUGGAUAUAAACAGUUGGCUGAGUUCGGAAUUGGUGCAGAUGUUGUGAGCAGAGAUGACAUAAAAAAGGCAGUGAGACGAGUUAUGGCAGGUGAAGAGGCCGAGGAAAUGAGAAGAAGGGUGAAAGUGCUUGGCGAAAUGGCCAGGAAAGCUGUUGGGGAAGGUGGAUCAUCUGACUCAGAUUUGACUUUGUUAAUCGAAGAACUCAAGCGGCACAAAGCUGCUCGUGAAUCGAAAUGA
This is a messenger RNA of Eucalyptus grandis, 486 nucleotides long. Its product is annotated as UDP-glycosyltransferase 73B4-like. The transcript has a single exon. The record is from RefSeq and is a predicted model, not a curated record. Gene Ontology annotation, molecular function: UDP-glycosyltransferase activity. Lineage: Eukaryota; Viridiplantae; Streptophyta; Magnoliopsida; Myrtales; Myrtaceae. Bases 1 to 486 code for a protein of 161 amino acids.